AACAAAAUACAUUCUUUACUGAAACAUUCUCACACACUCUCAGCUCCAACUGCGACCAACGAUGGCCUCCAUUGCCCUCAAAUCCUUCAUCGGACUCCGCCAAACCACGGCUGAGAAACCCCACCUCAUGACCUCCCAAACCAAACCCAACUCCUUAAAUCCCCGAAAACUCAGAGUCGUGGCUUCGAAAUCCAGUCCAAGACUGACCAACAGGAACCUCCGGGUGGCCGUGAUCGGAGGUGGCCCAGCCGGAGGGGCCGCCGCCGAGACCCUCGCGAAGGGAGGGGUCGAGACCUACCUGAUCGAGCGCAAGCUCGACAACGCCAAGCCCUGUGGCGGGGCUAUCCCGCUGUGCAUGGUGGGCGAGUUCGACCUCCCACUGGACAUCAUAGACCGUCGGGUCACGAGGAUGAAGAUGAUAUCACCGUCGAAUGUGGCCGUGGACAUCGGUCAGACCCUGAAGCCCCACGAGUACAUCGGCAUGGUGCGGCGCGAGGUCCUGGACGCGUACCUUCGGGACCGGGCCAAAGCGAGCGGCGCCGAGGUCAUCAACGGGCUGUUUCUCAAAAUGGACAAACCCAGCGACGGGGUGUCUCCGUACGUGCUGCAUUACACUGGGUACGACGGAAAGCCCGGUUCGGUUGGGGAGAAGCGGACCUUGGAGGUGGACGCGGUGAUUGGUGCCGAUGGGGCUAACUCGCGUGUGGCCAAGGCCAUCGGUGCCGGUGACUAUGACUACGCCAUUGCGUUUCAGGAGAGAAUCAAAAUUCCUGAUGAUAAAAUGGCUUACUACCAGAACCUUGCGGAGAUGUAUGUUGGCGAUGAUGUGUCGCCGGACUUCUACGGUUGGGUUUUCCCCAAGUGUGAUCAUGUGGCUGUCGGCACUGGCACGGUGACUCACAAAGGGGACAUCAAGAAGUUCCAGCUUGCAACGAGGAACAGAGCCAAGGACAAGAUUUUGGGUGGUCAGAUCAUACGAGUUGAGGCACACCCAAUUCCUGAACACCCUCGACCGCGCAGGUUAUCAGGGAGAGUGGCAUUGGUGGGGGAUGCUGCGGGGUACGUGACGAAGUGCUCAGGCGAAGGUAUCUAUUUUGCGGCAAAGAGUGGGAGGAUGUGCGCGGAGGCUGUGGUUGAAGGGUCGGAGAAUGGGAAGCGGAUGGUGGAUGAGGGGGACCUGAGGAAGUACUUGGAGAAGUGGGACAAGACAUACUGGCCAACAUAUAAGGUAUUGGAUGUGUUGCAGAAGGUGUUCUACCGGUCGAAUCCGGCGAGGGAAGCGUUUGUUGAGAUGUGCGGGGAUGAGUAUGUGCAGAAGAUGACCUUUGAUAGCUAUUUGUACAAGACGGUGGUGCCUGGGAAUCCUUGGGAGGAUUUGAAGUUGGCUGUGAACACCAUUGGGAGCUUGGUGAGGGCUAAUGCACUUAGAAGGGAGAUGGACAAGCUUAGCGUAUGAGAGGAAGGAAGAGGCCUUUUGUUUUGUGUAAUGUUUAGCUUUCAUUCUUUUUACUUCUGUAUGAUCUUUGUGCGCCGGAGAUUAAUCUGCAUUCAUGUUUUACUAA
Messenger RNA from Alnus glutinosa, 1562 nucleotides. Its product is annotated as geranylgeranyl diphosphate reductase, chloroplastic. Gene Ontology annotation, biological process: chlorophyll biosynthetic process; photosynthesis. The coding region runs from base 62 to 1456 and encodes 464 amino acids. The transcript is spliced from 2 exons. The record is from RefSeq and is a predicted model, not a curated record. Gene Ontology annotation, molecular function: oxidoreductase activity, acting on the CH-CH group of donors, NAD or NADP as acceptor. NCBI's taxonomy places the organism in Eukaryota, Viridiplantae, Streptophyta, Magnoliopsida, Fagales, Betulaceae. Gene Ontology annotation, cellular component: chloroplast thylakoid membrane.